AUGGAGGCUUCAGAUGCUCGGUCUGACGAAAAUUUGUCGCCGUCGAUUGUGAUUAAAUCUAUUUUCGAGGAUUUUAAUCUCUCUGGAUUGUCCGAUGAUGUAUAUCUUCGUGUUUUGGACAUUGUUACCAAAUACACUGGUGAGAUUCUCGUUGAUGCAAAAUGCUUCGCUACUUACGCUGGACGGCCAAAUAUCACUGAACAGGAUAUAAUAUUGGCUGUCGACUCGAAGAUUGAAAACAUCAUACUUGCUCCGCUUCAUCGUGGUCAACUUCUUGAAUACGCGGAAAAAAUUAAUAGCCAGCCUCUCCCUGCCAUUAAGCCUGGUCAAGGUAUUAAACUUGCACCAGAAAAGUACACUCUCACAGCUCCGAACUUCUGCAUCAAUUCUAGCACUGUCUCCGGUGGUGAUGCAAACGUACCCAGUGUGACAGGUGUUGCCUCUAGACUCGUGCUUCCAAGCUCUAAUCUUGGUGCUAACCCUGGCGGUGUUGCUGUUUACCGUGUGUCAAACACGCCGGGCACAUCUGCUCAAGGUCAACGCCCCAGCCUAAUCCCGGUUUCUUCCACUUCUGUCGCCUCAACAUCCGAUUCCUCGGGUUCUGGCAUUCACGUCAUCGCUCCCGUUGCCGCGCCUGCCUCUCUUAUUCGUGUACAGUCGUCCAAUUUUACAUCUUCUGGGCAUCCACUUGUGCGCACACCAACGCCGAACUCCAUUAACAAUAGUGAGUUGGGACGAUGUUUUUCGUUGUAA
This is a messenger RNA of Mesocestoides corti, 753 nucleotides long. NCBI's taxonomy places the organism in Eukaryota, Metazoa, Platyhelminthes, Cestoda, Cyclophyllidea, Mesocestoididae. The record is from the annotation of a GenBank genome assembly.